Molecule: messenger RNA, 2159 nt
Organism: Brachypodium distachyon (stiff brome)
Lineage: Eukaryota; Viridiplantae; Streptophyta; Magnoliopsida; Poales; Poaceae
Exons: 3
Coding region: 525-1850 (441 amino acids)
Source: RefSeq, a predicted model, not a curated record
GGGUCUCACAGAUUCUCUGUUUUAGGCGACUGAGGGUAUAUACCCCAUGGGCUCUUUUUAGCUCGCAGGCGGCCCAGAUGUAGAACAAUUUGACGGGAAACUCAAACUAGACAGCCAAUUUGCUCCCCUCAAAAUCAAAGAAAAACCCCUUCAAAAGAAAAGCAAAGAAAAAAAAAUAGCCAACUUCCUGCUUCCUCGCAAGGGUGUUGAGGAAGCUUCAAAGUUCGAGUUCACCUUUGUUGCCUUCCCCAGCACACACCGUUGAAAUCGAGGAGACCCGAAGAACGAUCGACGGGCCAAGCCCCCAAGCGCACGUCACCCUUCUCUUUUGCAGAAGUUGCCAGAGCUGCAUAGACCAAUUCCAUGUGCACCAAAACCUCCUCCUCUUCCAUGGUCCAUCCCCACCAGGCACCAGCCACCAGCACACCACGGACAGAAAGCACAAAACCCUUCUCCCAAUUCCUCCUCUUGCUUCCAUUCGCACCGUACCACACCACACCACCGCGGGCUCCUCCAAAAGCAAAAUGCCCCUCUUGCUCCGACGCCUCGCCGGCGCCGUCCCGCCCCCUCUUCGCCGCUUCCUCUGCACGGCGCCGACGGCGACCACGCGCGCUCAGUGGGCCAUGCUCUACAAAAAGCCGGCGCUGGACGCGUCGGGGUCCUUGUCCUUCGACCUCCACACGCCGCCGCUUGUCUCCCAACUCUCCUUCCCUGCCCACCUCGUCGACCCCGACGGCGACGCCGUGGACUUCUUCACCGGCACCCUCCGGGCCGCGAGCUCCGACGGCCUCCUCCUCCUCGACUUCGCCGACACCCGCCACCGCGCCCCGGUCAUCGGCAACAUCCGCUACAGCUUCAUACAUGAAUUUGACUCACCAAACGGCGACGUCGAACCGGACGUCGCGCGAUUCGUCUGCAACCCUCUCAGCGGCCAGAUGUUCCGCCUGCCGGUCCCCGACAUGGAUAUCUCGGGGAUGAGCUCGGGCUUCGGCCUGCUCACCCAAUCCGAAGGCUCCCCCGGCCCGCCUGAUAGAUACGUGGUCGCUCAGCUCAGCCGAAGCAGCUGCAGGGGAGAGGAGGGCCGCGGGCGCGGAGUCGUGCGUCGGUUUCUGUCCGACACAGGGGAGUGGGACGAACGGCUGCUGACCGGGUCCUCCACGAUGCCGGCUGGGCGGUUGAUGUGCAUACACAAAGAGCACGAGGUACUGGCCUUCGGCGACCGGCUGUGGUGGGUCGACGUGAGCUGGGGUGCCUGCUCCGUCGAUCCGUUCAGCGACCGGCCGGAAAAUCGUUUCUUCGAGCUGCCGCGGGGCAGUGUGCUGCCUGACCUGGAUGGCUUCGCUGGGAGGCUGAUACUGGGCAGGUACCGGCGUUUCGGGUUCAGCGAGGGGAAGCUGCGGUAUGUCGAGGUGUCUAAUAACAAGAAGCCGUUCGUGGUCAGCUCGUAUUCGCUUGACGAUAAGGGCUGCUGCUGGACGCUAGAGCACAAGAUAGCAGUUACCCCAAUCUUGCCCGAAAGAUGUAAACGGUUGGACAACCACAUACCAAGCAUUGCUGCUAUUGAUCCAUUCAAUGCGAGCAUGCUGUACCUUGAUUAUGGUCGCUUUGUUCUUGUUGUGGACAUGGCUAAGGGAGAUUGUCUUGGGGCGUGUCAUCUUCCCGGGAGAAUCGACUUUCGAAUCACGAGCCUCUCGAAACUCUCUGGUUUCCUCAUGCCGUGCGUGCUCCCAACAUGGCUUGAAUCGAGCUAUAUUCCUGGUGCUGGAACCCUUUCAAGCAAGAACACCAAUUGCAAAAGGAAGACUUUGGCAGAAAUGCUGGUUCGUGUCGACAGAGGCCAGAAAAAUUGAAGUGUGGCAGCAACUUAUCUAUGGUUCCUUAUAUUUGACUGACAACAAAGUUUGAUGGUGGCACCUGAAGGACAUGAACUCUUGCUUUGUGGAAAUUCUAGGACAACAUUGGGCUUGCUCUAUAUGCUGCUACAAUUCUCUUUGAAAUAGAUGAUUUCUUAUUUAUCAGACUUGUUUACGUGCGCACCUGUUGAAUUUAUGUGCUAUUUGGAUGGAACAGAACUAGAAUACAAUGUUAUUUUCAAGACAUCAUGCUUAUGUUCUUUGUAAACUGUUGACGCACUCAAGUGUUCAGCUCUUUUCUGUUUC